Molecule: messenger RNA, 1107 nt
Organism: Microsporum canis CBS 113480
Lineage: Eukaryota; Fungi; Ascomycota; Eurotiomycetes; Onygenales; Arthrodermataceae
Product: a-agglutinin core protein AGA1
Exons: 2
Coding region: 1-1107 (368 amino acids)
Source: RefSeq, a predicted model, not a curated record
AUGCCAUCAGGCGGCAGAGGCUCGCGCUACUCGACCAUCACCAUCAAUCCCUCGACCUGGAACACGGCCACGCCUGACUCGUCCGCGUACAGCUCGCCCGCCCCAUCCGUCCUCGACUCAGACGAGGAGAGGGUGAUGGACGGCUGGCACUUCUCGCGGCCGUCCAGUCUGGCUCUCCCAGGUGGUCCGAUCUCUUCCAGGCCGACGCUGGAUGAUGUGCUCUCCAACACGGCGGCGCCUCCGUACACGCUCGCGGCCUUCAUGGCCUACCUGUCGCAGAACCACUGUCUCGAGACGCUCGAGUUCACCAUGGACUCGAAACGGCAGGUGGGCGAGUUCCCCAUCCUCUCAGACAGCCCGCAGGCAGACCAUCUCUGCAUGCUCUGGCACAGGCUGCUCUCUGCCUAUGUCAUGCCAGGGUCUCCCCGAGAAAUAAACCUUCCAAGUGCCGUCAGGGAUGCCCUGCUGAGACACUCCAAUCUGAGAAGACCUCCGCCACCCGAGACUCUGGAUGCUGCAGUGAAGCGAAUACAUGACCUCAUGGACGAGUCCAUCUUCAUUCCAUUCUUAAACAGCCACGUCUCGCCCCAGUCGCAACCGAGCUACUCCAGGGAUGGCUCCCCAGAGGAACGUGAGGUCAGUCGACACAAGUCGAUGCGUCGGCGGCUAUCACCGCAGUCGUCCUUUGUCUCCUCCCCUCGCUCUACCGCCGGUGGAUAUUUCUCCUACCACCACUCCUCGACACCCUCUACCAGCCCGCCUUCUGCCCACCAAACCAUCUCCAGGACAACAACCACCACCAGCAGCCGCUCCUCGCCCUACGGCUACACCAGCGGUGACUCAGCCUCGGGCACAUUGACAGACGACUCCGGGAGCAGUCUGCCCUCCAGCCCCGGUGCAGGCGACCCGAUGACUCCGCCCACCACGCCCCCGUCUAGCGACCUGCAUCAUCACCAUUCUUCCAAGAGCCGUCAAGACAACGCCUGGAAGAAGAUGGGCAUGAAGCUCGGAUGGAAGAAGAAGUCGGGAGGCAGCAGCACCACUGGUCGUGGCUGCUCUACAACCUCAACGUCACGGGACGGUCGAUAUCAAGAUGACAUGUAUUAA